Arachis ipaensis is the source of this 906-nucleotide messenger RNA. Lineage: Eukaryota; Viridiplantae; Streptophyta; Magnoliopsida; Fabales; Fabaceae. The record is from RefSeq and is a predicted model, not a curated record.
GUUAGUAGUCCUUUGACAGUAAUCAUGGGAAUUGGAAUGUGUUGGCUCCUAGCUUCUCAUAGAUGGCUACUUUUAUGUGCUAUACAGGGGAAAGGGGAUGGAGAGGAGUUGAAAAGCACCGCAAUUCAUUGUCUGUGCCGUCUUCGAGGUCAAACUGUUGAUGAAUCACCUCAUCGGCAAGUGGAUGAAAUUUUGGCUGAGCUUGCUUAUGUGGGUGAAGAAAAAGAAGUUAUUUUCGGAGAAAUAUUCAGAGGAAAAUGCUUGAAAGCCCUUACCAUUGGUGCAGGAUUGGUCUUGUUUCAACAGAUCACAGGGCAACCAAAUGUGCUUCAGUAUGCUGGAUCAAUCCUUCAGGUAUUAUAUAACACAAAUUCAUAUGAUCUAUUUAUUACCUGUCACUAGUGGAAGUUUGAUGAAAUUGUAACCGAAUCCAAUAUGUAGAGUGCAGGAUUCUCCACUGCAUCUGAUGCAACCUGAGUCUCUAUUCUCCUUGGUUUUUUCAAGGUAGAUUCCCCCCCCCCUUAUGUUUGCAAUAUCUGAACAACAAUGUUAGCAAGGAAACUUUUUGUGAGUUUUAUUAGUAAGAUGUGGGUGAAUGUUUUCCAAAAAAUGCAAAAUUGCUGGAUUGGGCCAGAAGUUAUUGUUCAAGCUAUGUCAAUUGUCAUUUUUCCGUAACUCUUCUCUUGCUCUGUUACUGUGCAAUGAGCCAACUGUAUCUUCAUGCUGUAUCCAUAAGUUUGUGUCUUAAUGUUGCUUCUUUUAUUAAAACGGAAAAGAAAUUUUUUUUAAUAGAUUUAAAGUUUUAAAAUAUUAGAAUUGUAGACUUUUGAUUGGCACUCCCUUCAGUAUUUUCUUUUUCAAUUGAUUGCAUUUUGUCAAAUGAGAGAGCCAUGUUUGUCUAUUCAA